Messenger RNA from Sorex araneus (European shrew), 153 nucleotides. RefSeq names its product mitochondrial import receptor subunit TOM5 homolog. Gene Ontology annotation, cellular component: mitochondrial outer membrane translocase complex. The record is from RefSeq and is a predicted model, not a curated record. NCBI's taxonomy places the organism in Eukaryota, Metazoa, Chordata, Mammalia, Eulipotyphla, Soricidae.
AUGUUCCGGAUCGAGGGCCUCGCGCCGAAGCUGGACCCCAAGGAGAUGAAACAGAAGAUGCACGAGGACGUAUCUUCCAUACGGACCUACCUCAUCUACGUGGCCCUGCUGCGAGUCACUCCUUUUAUCUUAAAGAAGCUGGACAGUAUAUGA